AUGAAGAGUGAACUGAUUGAGUUCUUUGGGACAAACGAACCUUCGGUUUCUGAUCCGACUGUCUUGUGGUGCACUCAUAAAGCCUUCGCUAGAGGCAUUUUACUAAGACAAACCGCCAGAGCUAAAACAUUAUACAAUAAAGACAUUACAUCAACACUGGAAAAUGAAAUAGGCAAAACUAUUGAUUCCCUAAAAAAGGGGAAAUCCCCUGGUCCAGAUGGCUUCAAUGCCGAGUAUUAUAAACUAAUGUCCCCAAUCUUGCUACCUCAUUUGGUUUCCAUGUUCAAUAGUAUUUUAAAUGGUAACAGCUUCCCUCCCGAGAUGGUUAAAGCCACUAUAGCCACCUUGCCUAAAGCAGGUAAAACCCCUGAUUGGCCGACUAACUUACGGCCAAUAUCGUUAUUGAAUGUGGACGUCAAACUCUAUGCUAAAGUUUUGGCCAAUAGGCUUUCUCAACAUCUCCCUGAGGUCAUAAAUAAGGAUCAGGUGGGUUUUGUAAAGGGGCGCUUAGCUGAGGAUGGUAUCAGGAGGGUGGUGGAUCUGAUUUCAGUUGCGAGUUUGAACCGAGUGCCUUCUCUGCUCCUUUCCUUGGAUGCGGAGAAGGCAUUCGAUAGGUGCUGUUGGAUACAGAUGGUCACACUGAGCAGAUCCUUCAUUGACUUUCUCAGCCCCCCACAGAAAGUGUCUAAGAGCCCAGUCCUGGUGGUCUUCUAUCAUUGUGAGAGGAACCAGGUGGUCCAUGUUGACAUUUUAGCCUCGUCUCUCACAAAGUCCCUGGUGGGCAUAUAUAAAAAGCGUUGGACUUGCAGCCCAGAUGACACCGAGUCGGCCCGAGAGAUCCGGGUGAACUUCCCAGACCAGAUGGUCUACAGAGAGGACUAUUUCCUGAGGAGACCCAUUCAGGUGACAGACGUCCUGCUGAGGGCCUGGAUCACAGAUGACCCUAUAGACAGGUACUCACAGACUAUCUUACCGGAUCGGUACUCAUUCAGUAAUGGGGUGGUCAGAAGAUCCUACCCCAUGAAGGCACUACCACUCUACAGCCGACCCUACAAGGAGCAUCGGAGGAGCCUGCGCUGGGACCAGGACCUUCUCUGGAAUCUUACAAAGGAUAAAAUAGUACAAUGUCCAGAGGAGCAAGACGUCAUCCAGCUCCUGUCCUUCCUUUACGCCAGCACCGGGGAGAGUUAUGGAGUCAUACGGGCGCUGAAACCGUACGGAGACCGCGUGCUGGAAGCGGAAAGGCAGCGAUACUCACUGUCCCCUCGUUGUACGUUCAUCCUCUGGGUCUACGUUACACAGCGGUGCCCGACAGACUUCUGCGCAGUUUUCUACCAUCUGGACGACAACCAUGAUUACGUGACCCCUGCGAUACUGAUGACCGACACAGGUCAUCUGCACGUCCAGGUGGAGCUCCUCUCCCGGGAGGCCCAGGCGUUCCUGAGCCGGAGACCCCUCCCCCUGAACCGGUGGUGCCUGAUCCAGCUGAGCCUGGAGACCUCCCUGGGGAACCUGACCGUCAUCUGUGGAGAACACAUUGAGGAGAAGACAUUCAGAUUUCUGGAUGCGGUUUUGCUCUCGGACACGGACGGACUUUUCUAUUUGGGCGGCUCAAAAUAUGUGCAGGGGAUGAGCGGAUUCUACGGGCCGAGCGUUCACUACAGGAAUCGGAUUGUGCCCGUGUACAUGACCCCUCCUCCCCGGCUGGUAGAUGGUAUAGACCUCCCCCAGUGGUCCCAGAAGUGUCAGGACUUUCAGCAGGAAUGUUCCCAGAGGUUCCUACAUUUUCUAUCUCAGAAGACACUGACAGGAACCUGCGCGGACAUCUACCAUCAGUACCAGGCCGGCUAUGGUCCCGGGUCCUCCAGGCCGCAGUGCUCCACAUGGGACUCCCCUCCGCUCCCUCACAGAGUCCUUAUCACCAGACUGCUGAGGAGGAGGGCGAACAGGGCGGGUCAUGUGACCUUUGAUCGUGAGCUCUUCGGACGAGCCCUGCACAGAAUCUUCCUGCGGAGGGUCCUGGCUGCUGAUGGUUUCUCCAGGCUCAGACGUUCUCUUCCCCUCCUCCUCCAGGCCGGGUGUCUGGGCCAUCACCCUGCGCUGUACACGGCGGCCGUCCUGCACCAGACAGGCCUGGGGGUGAAGAAGGACACAACUAAGGCCCUGAAGUUUGUCCUCAUUGCUGCCCAGAACGAUGAGCGUCUCUCCCAGCUGUCCUUGGGGCACAAGCAUCACCUGGGGGUGGACGGGUACCCACUGGACUACGACCUGUCCUAUGGAUAUUACUCCAAUAUCGCUCGCCAGACCAUGGACGACCGCCUGCAGCCCAACAAGCACCAGACGUUUGUGGAGCUGGUCCGCCUGACAGACGAAGAAGUUCUGAAGCAGCAGACGAAGGAAAACGACGACCUCUUCAUGUGGCUGAGGUUCCAGGCCAGACAAGGGGUGUCGUCAGCUCAGCAAGCCGUCAGCCGGAUGCUCUUCUGGGGUCAGCAGGGAAUCUCCUCCAAUCCUGAGGUCGCUGUGAAGUUCUAUGAAAAGGGGGCCCUGCAGAUGAAAGACCCCGUGAUGAUGUACGACUAUGGGGUGGUCUUACUACGAGGUCAAGGAGUGAAGCAGAACGUCCCUAAGGCGUUGGAGUUCCUGAGGAAGUCAGCAGAGAUGGACUUUGUUCCGGCGCUGAACAGCCUGGGCUGGUACUACGAGCAGUAUGAGAAGGAUUACCACAAGGCCGUGGAGUACUGGGAGAAAGCCGACGAACUUGGAAACCCCGAGGCUCCAUUCAACCUGGGAAUCCUGCACUAUCAUGGGCUGAUCCCUGGACAACCCAAGAACCACUCCGCAGCCUACUUCUACUACCUGCGCUCCGCCCUCCGAGGCCAUGUUGAUGCCGCUGUGCACCUUUCCUCCUUCUGGAUAGAGGGUCUUCCGGGGGUCGUGGGUCGGCUGCCCUAUGACGCGAUGAUGUGGACUAAAUGGGUGGGAGAGCAGAACGGAUACCUGGGGUCUACACUGCGGAAAGCUCUGGAUAGUUACCUGCAGAACUCCUGGCCCGGGGCUUUCCUCCAUUAUUUUGAGGCAGCAGAGGCUGGAUUGGAGGUGUCUCAGUUCAAUGCAGCCUUCAUCUGCGAGGACGACCCU
Messenger RNA from Hyla sarda, 3141 nucleotides. Its product is annotated as protein sel-1 homolog 3-like. Gene Ontology annotation, molecular function: protein binding. Lineage: Eukaryota; Metazoa; Chordata; Amphibia; Anura; Hylidae. The transcript is spliced from 19 exons. The record is from RefSeq and is a predicted model, not a curated record. The annotation marks the transcript as partial.